Messenger RNA from Aspergillus niger, 168 nucleotides. RefSeq lists its product as uncharacterized. The record is from RefSeq and is a predicted model, not a curated record. The transcript is spliced from 2 exons. Bases 1 to 168 code for a protein of 55 amino acids. NCBI's taxonomy places the organism in Eukaryota, Fungi, Ascomycota, Eurotiomycetes, Eurotiales, Aspergillaceae.
AUGUGGAUGACCGGAUCCUUCCUGGAAUGUGGGGGAACUGGUGUGACUGGUGUGACUGCAGGAACGAGGCAUGCCAAUGUAGCAGAUCUGGAGUCGAGAUGCUGGGAUGGUGGAUACCUCAGGCACUCUCAGGGACUGGGCUGCGAUGACGUCACAGAGCACUACUGA